AAAACGCAUGGUGAGACUGCGAGGUGGAGUGGAUGUAAACAAUACACUUUACAGUGAAAAUGGAUAUGAAAGACAUUGAAUUUUCUGAAAUUGAAAUUUCAGAAGUAGUAGAAAAUGAUGACACGGAAGAACUUGUGCCAAAGAGAGGAGCCAUGUCUCUUGUGUGGAGGUAUUUUGGUUUCAAAAAAGCAGACAUCGACCAAACAACAAUUUUGUGCAAGAUUUGCCUUGCUAAAGUCGCCGCCGGAGGGGGCAACACGAGCAAUUUGCUCCACCACCUGAGCCGCAAGCAUGUCUCGGAAUAUGAAGAAUGUAUGAAGUUAAGGUCGGCGGCAGCACCCUCCACAUCAUCAUCAUCAUCAUCGUCAUCAGCAGCAGCAGCAGCAGCAGCAGCAGGAGCAGCAGGUAGCCCGAAAACACCCCAAGACGCGUUUUCGAGAGCGGCUCCCUACGACAGAAAAAGCAAACGGUGGAUCGACAUUACAAACGCUAUCGCUUGCCACCUUGCAAAAGACAUGGUCCCGCUUAAUGCCGUCGAAAAAGAAGGCUUCAAGCAGAUCAUCAAGACGCUGGAUCCCAGGUAUGAAGUACCGAGCAGAAAGUACUUUAGCCAUGUCGCGAUGCCCAACUUGUACCACAAGCACAGAGCUAAGCUGGAAACAGAACUGGCGACCGUCCGCAACUUCGCAGUAACGACUGAUAUGUGGUUUAGUCGCACUAUGGAGCCCUACUUUAGCAUGACGGUUCACUUUAUAAGUGACGAAUGGGUGUUGCGAAGUCAUUGCCUGCAAACGAGCUACUUUUCUGAGGACCACACUGGAGAGUUACUUGCAGCAGGCCUGCAGGAGGCACUUGAUUCCUGGGGGCUUUCAGAGAAGAAGCUCGUGGCCAUCACCACUGACAACGGAGCCAACAUUAAGAAGGCUGUGGAACUGAACAAUUGGACAGGACUCCAGUGCUUUGGUCACAGGCUUCACCUUGCCAUAGAGAGAGGUGUGAAAGACGACCGCGUACAACGUGCUAUAGAUGUGUGCAAAAAAAUUGUGUCGGCCUUUUCGUACUCGAGUAAGAAAAGGAGGGACCUGGUCAUUGUUCAAAACUAUCUGGGUCUUCCAAACCACGGUCUCACAACAGAGACGCCAACCAGGUGGGUCUCACGUCAAAUGAUGAUUCAAAGAGUGCUCGAGCAAGAGAGGGCCAUUAGUCACGUUCUAAAAGACGACAAGAAAUCAAGGCAAUUGGUCCCUACCUGGCAAGACGUGGAAGUCCUAGAGGCUGUCAACAAGGUGUUGAGCCCACUGCAGGACUUCACAGACGCCUUGUCUGGAGAACAAUAUGUCAGCGUCUCCUACCUCAAGCCAGUGCUCAGUCUCUUCAACACGUCCAUUUUUGCUGAGGAAGAGAGCGACACUCAGCUGACGAAGGGCUUGAAGAGAAACAUCCUAGGAGACUUGAUUGAGCACUAUUCCGAUCCGGUCACGCGUGACCUGCUUGACAUUGCGUCUCUUCUCGACCCACGGUUUAGAAACAAGUAUAUAGAUGAAGAAAAGGUGGACCGAGUUUUAUCAAGAGCAGUCGAAGAGAUAGUGUCGCUAAUAAAGACUCAACAGGACACGCUCCCAGGGGCUGCUGGUGCAAAAGCAGAAGCGGAGCCCGAUUCUCCGCCUAAGGCAAAAAGAAAAAAGACUUUGGCCAGCUUUUUCAAAAGGCAGAGCGGCACAAUGUCAGAAGAGGAAAGCAUAAGAAAGGAGCUGACAGUCUACUUACAGACCACAGAGGUUGACAGUGAUGUCGACCCUUUGGAUUGGUGGAGAUGCCAUCAGACAAAUUUCCCUCGUGUUGCCAAGCUAGCGCGACAGUAUUUAUGCAUCGCCGCUACCAGUGCUCCGUCGGAGAGAGCGUUCAGCACGGAUGACAACAUCCUCCCUUGUCACAGAACCGCACUUAAACCAGAUGCUGUGGACCGUCUGGUUUUCCUGGCGCAAAAUCUGUAAAUGUGGAAAUUAGAAUUUUAAUUCAUUUGGACAUUGUACGGCUCCUUCUGUUGGGUUGCGUGCCUUGACCACCCGGGGACAGUAUAAUACAGAAUUACAUGGAACCGUUCAAAACUCCUCAGUAAGCUGCAGUAAAUUAGUUCUUCAUAGAGGAUAAAGACUAUAUAUCUCUUGAGUAUUGGUCUGUUGUCUAUCUAAAAGUGUUGCUCCACCGUUUGUGUUCAAAUAUCUGUUAAUACCACAACACCCAUCCUAUUCCUUAGCCCAUUUAAGGCGUUUUGCAUUGUUUGUUAGCUGUAAGCUAAACUGACUUCACUAAUGCAAAAUAAUGAGGUUGUUUUAAAUACAUGUAUAAUUCUCUUUGUUUUAUGUUUUAGUUUGAUCAUAAACUUCAAUAAACAAAAAGAGUGGCUAACCUCUUUUUUUGAAGUGCAGUAUGAAUGUGCAGCCACCAACCUGUCAUUUUUCUCUCUCAUCACCAGGACGAUGCCGAUGUGCCAAACUACUGCUUGUUCUGAUGUCAGUUGAGUUCACGGUUUCCA
Phycodurus eques (leafy seadragon) is the source of this 2536-nucleotide messenger RNA. RefSeq names its product E3 SUMO-protein ligase ZBED1-like. The record is from RefSeq and is a predicted model, not a curated record. The coding region runs from base 60 to 1994 and encodes 644 amino acids. The transcript has 2 exons. Gene Ontology annotation, molecular function: protein dimerization activity; DNA binding. Lineage: Eukaryota; Metazoa; Chordata; Actinopteri; Syngnathiformes; Syngnathidae.